AGCACUUUCUGCGUCUCUUUCAGCGGAAAUAAUCCAGCCUAGAGGCAAAAUUCUGUUUCUUGCUGAGAAGAAACGACAUAAAACUAUGCACCAACUAUCACUUUUAUCUGAGAUAAACAGUUCGGAGCUCGUGACUAUUCCGCAGGGGGGAUAAAAACGAGUCUGUGUUAAAGUACCAUCUGCACCAAUCUGGCAACCCUGGUUAUAAUAGCGCCGGUGGCGGUCCCCAAGACUCAGUGAAAGAACAGAAAUGGAGCAGCACUAAUGAGAUGAAGGUAGCCACAGGGACUUGGGAAGAUGGUGAACACGUGAGAAAAAGCAGACUCCAGGAUGAUUCCGGUUAACGAGUUCCGGAACAUUGCAUCGGAACAAAAUCCGCGGUUCCGAGUGCUAAAGCCAUGGUGGGACGUCUUCUCGGAGUACCUCUGCAUAGCCAUGCUAAUGAUUGGCGUCUUCGGAUGCACCAUGCAGUUAAAUAUCUUUCAAUUACAUCCAAAACUACUGUCAGAGCUGUCCGACACCUUCAGAUUGGAGAACUCAACGAGACUGUGCUGACACAGGAAAAGAUCUCCUGUCUCCCUGAUCGCAUCACUGGAGACUCAGAUGAAGACAUGGACUGCAGCUACCUCCAAAAAUCCAGAGAGAACGAUAGCCUAUGGGAGCAUGCCAUCACCAAGAAGAUCGCCCCAAACAUUGUAGAGGUGUUUGGCCGAAAGAACAACCUUGACAUUCACCAGUACAUCUUCAUAAACAGUUACUGCUACGAAAGGGCAGUCCACUGGUACGGCAAGUAUUUCCCCUACCUGGUGGUCAUCCACACCAUGAUCUUUAUGGUAGCAAGCAGUUUUUGGUUCAAAUUCCCCGGGACAUCGUCCAAGAUCGAGCUGUUUGUGUCGAUCCUGGGGAAGUGCUUUGAUUCCCCCUGGACCACUCGAGCAAUUAGUGAGGUAUCUGAGGAGAGAGAAGACAUGGUCACAUGGAAGAAAAACAACACACCAAAAGCAUCAGCAGUGGAAAGCCCUGAUGAGGAGGACAAAUCUGCUGUCUUUAUUCGUUCUACGUCCGUUGUGUCUGACCGGGAAAAGAAUGUGCUGGAGCCUGAGCAUGCUACAUCUGUCCUGGACAAAAAGGAAGGUGAGCAGGCCAAGGCUCUGUUUGAGAAGGUGAGAAAAUUUCAGACUCAUGUAGAAGAAGCAGACCUCCUCUACCUCAUGUAUGUCCUCCAGACCUCCCUCAAGGUGAUCAAAUUUGCCAUCAUCACUAUAUAUAGUGUUUUCCUUGUACCAAAUAUUGAGAUUGUGGUGACUUGUAGAGUCCCGCCAGACCUGACUGGUUUUGGUUUGUUCUGCUGUAAUAACAACAAAGCGCACCUCUUCUCGAAACUAGCCUAUUGUUACAUUGGAUUUGUUGGUGUGUAUGGAUUACUAUGCAUCUAUUCUCUCUACUGGCUCUUCCAUCGACCACUGAAAGCAUACUCCUUCGAGCAUGUGCGUCUGGAGACAGGGAUCAACGACAUCCCUGACGUUAAAAACGACUUUGCAUUCCUCUUGCACCUCAGCGAUCAGUACGACCCUCUCUACUCUAAACGCUUUGCUGUAUUUCUCUCUGAAGUGAGUGAGAGCAGGUUGAGUCAGGUCAACCUCAAUCACGAGUGGCCCAUCAAGAAACUCCGCACACGUCUCUCAAGGAACGCCAGCGACCGCUUAGAACUGCACUUGUUCAUGCUGCCAGGUUUACCCAGCACUGUGUUUGAUGUGCCAGAAGUGGAAUCUCUGAAGCUGGAACAGAUCAAUAACGUAACUAUCCCUGGCACAGUGACCCAACUUGCAGCUUUACAGGAAAUCUCCCUCGUUCACUGUCCUGCCAGACUUCAGCUAGAAGCCCUCACCUACCUACGAGAGAACCUGAAAGUCCUCCGCCUCACCUUUGGCAACUUAGAGCAGGUCCCCUUGUGGAUGUACACUUUAACAAAUCUGGAAGAGCUCCACCUGAGUGGGCCACUCACCAAUGAGCUCCAUCGUGGUGCCACCUUAGACACCUUGCGGGAGCUCAAGAACCUUCGUGUACUGACCUUGCGUAGUAAACUAAUCAAGAUCCCUUCCAGUGUGUUGGAUGUAGGUGGCCAGCUGCUAAGAUUAUGCGUGCACAAUGAGGGCAGCAGGCUUCACUCCUUCAGCAGCCUGAAGAAGCUGCCAAACUUGGCUAUACUGGAGCUGAUUGGCUGCGAACUGGAGCACCUCGCCAGUGCUAUAUUCACCCUCACCAAUCUGCAACAGCUGGAUCUGAAGGAGAACAAGCUUACCACUGUGGAGGAAAUCCUUAGCCUGCAGCACUGCCACCGACUGAGCACGCUCAGACUAUGGUAUAACUCCAUCCACUAUAUCCCCGAGCACAUCAACAAACUGCGCUCACUUGAGACACUCGACAUGAGCUGGAACAAGAUUCAUAGGCUGUCGCUGCACCUUUGCUACUGCACUAAGCUUCGGCACCUGGAUCUCUCCCACAAUCAACUCACCUCACUGCCCCCUGAGAUUGGGAUCCUGCAGAGUCUGUGGCACCUUUCUGUAGCUUACAACUCGCUGGAAGUGCUCCCAGAGGAGCUGUUCUCCUGUAAAAGGCUGAGGACUCUUGAGCUGGGGAAUAACAGUAUUGCCUUUUUGUCUCCGAGGGUUGGGAACUUGGCCCACUUGGUGUAUCUGGAACUAAAGGGUAACAGGAUGGAGUCUUUGCCUGUCGAGAUAGUUGACUGCAACCUACUGAAGUUGACUGGGCUCAUCGUAGAGGAGAGUCUGAUUGAUAUGUUGCCUUCUUAUGUAAAAGAUAGAAUGAAGGAGAGGUGAUUCAUUGAUAUUCACAUUUGAGUUUGAAAACCAGAGCAUAUUCCGUACAAAGAAAGAUGCAUCACUGGAUCUAGAACUCAAACGUGUCAAAUAACUUGGGUCUGACGAAUUUUUUUGAAAUUUUUAUUUACCUCUCUAUGUAGGAAAAAAGAAACACACACUACAUAUUGCAUUUCAGAUGAGCAGUUCGAUUUAAUGGAUGUUAUUUAUUGUAAUUGCUGCAUUGAAGUGCCUUAGCAAAAGUUUGUAUCUUUUUUUUAAAUAAAAUGUUUCGUACACUUUA
Messenger RNA from Ictalurus punctatus (channel catfish), 3123 nucleotides. Its product is annotated as volume-regulated anion channel subunit LRRC8E. The coding region runs from base 399 to 2840 and encodes 813 amino acids. Gene Ontology annotation, molecular function: protein binding. Lineage: Eukaryota; Metazoa; Chordata; Actinopteri; Siluriformes; Ictaluridae. The record is from RefSeq and is a predicted model, not a curated record. The transcript has 5 exons.